Molecule: messenger RNA, 254 nt
Organism: Paramecium sonneborni
Lineage: Eukaryota; Ciliophora; Oligohymenophorea; Peniculida; Parameciidae
Source: the annotation of a GenBank genome assembly
UAUGCAAAUACUUGAGAUGGAUAGUAAUACUAAAUAGUAUAAGAAGUCUAAGAAAAUCACUGUUAAGAAAGGAUCAGAUGUUGAUUGUAUUUUAUUUCCAUAAUAAUAUUUAAAGUCAAAAUGCCUGUUAGUUAAUAAAAAUGGCAAGAAUAUUAAUUUAAUUAGGAAGAAAGAGAAUAGUGACUUUAUAAUUGAAUAAUCUAUUUAAUUUAGUAUUUAUGGUAUUUAUGGAUAACUAAGUUAAGAUGGAGAGU